Musca domestica (house fly) is the source of this 1408-nucleotide messenger RNA. Its product is annotated as methionine aminopeptidase 1. The record is from RefSeq and is a predicted model, not a curated record. The coding region runs from base 184 to 1317 and encodes 377 amino acids. NCBI's taxonomy places the organism in Eukaryota, Metazoa, Arthropoda, Insecta, Diptera, Muscidae. Gene Ontology annotation, biological process: proteolysis. Gene Ontology annotation, molecular function: metalloaminopeptidase activity. The transcript has 3 exons.
CACUAUCGAUUACAGUGUCAUCGAUUGGUCGGCAGCUCUAGUUAAUUGGCGAAUGCAGUGAUUGGAACUAUUUUUAGAAUUUUCAUCUCUUUUUUUCCACUUUAGUGUCCAAAUAAAGUGCACUUUUCUCUGAUCCAUAUAGCGGGAGAUAACCACCCCCACGCCGGCAAAUAAUCUCUCGAAAUGGUGCACAAAUGUGAAACUCCCAAUUGUGGCAAAGAGGCAACGUUGCAGUGUCCAACGUGCUUGAAAAUGGGAAUUCCUGGUUCCUAUUUCUGUUCGCAGCCAUGCUUUAAGGGUUUCUGGAAGGAGCACAAGCUAAUUCAUGCUUUGGCUGAAGGCGCCGCCAAACCCAAAGCCAACGAAGACGAUGGCGGCUAUAACCCAUGGCCUCAUUACCGUUUUACCGGCAAAUUACGUCCAUCUGAAAAAACGCCAAAGAGGCCUGUACCUGAAAGUAUAGAACGUCCAGACUAUGCUGAUCAUCCUCAGGGUAGGGCUGCUUCCGAGGAAGCCAUGCGUGGCAAUACUUCCAUUAAAGUCCUGGAUGACGAUGAAAUUGAAGCCAUGCGUUUGGUAGGUCGCUUGGCCCGCGAAUGUUUAGAUGCCGCCGCCCAAGCUGUCGAUGUUGGGGUAACCACAGAUGAAUUGGAUCGUUUGGUACAUGAAGCAGCCAUUGAAAGAGACUGUUAUCCAUCACCUUUAAACUACUACAAUUUCCCCAAGUCAUGUUGUACCUCAGUCAAUGAAGUAAUUUGUCACGGCAUACCUGAUCUGAGACCCUUAAAGGAUGGCGAUAUUUGCAAUAUUGACGUAACCGUCUAUCAUCAUGGAUUUCACGGCGAUUUAAAUGAAACAUUCUUUGUGGGCAAUGUUUCGGAGAAACACAAGAAGUUGGUGCGAGUAACCUAUGAGGCAUUGAGCAAGGCCAUUGAAUUGGUUAGGCCCGGUGUUAAGUAUCGUGAAAUCGGAAAUGUUAUACAAAAGUAUGUUGCACCACAUGGCUUCAGCGUAGUCAAGAGUUAUUGCGGUCAUGGCAUACACAGACUAUUUCACACUGCCCCGAAUGUGCCUCAUUAUGCGAAAAAUACGGCUGUUGGUGUCAUGAAAGCCGGCCAUACCUUUACAAUAGAGCCCAUGAUUUCCGAAGGCGUUGCCAAGGCGGAACAAUGGCCGGAUGAUUGGACUGCAGUCACAGCUGAUGGCUUGUAUUCAGCACAAUUUGAGCAAACUCUGCUGGUAACAGAUAACGGUUGCGAAAUUCUGACAAGACGUCGUGAGAAAAACGGCCAGCCAUGGUUUAUGGACAAAAUGUAGACCACAGACAUACAAAUCGUUUUUGUACAUUUUACACAUCAAUUGUUUUGUAAUUAAAAAAGCGUAAAUGCCGUUUUAUUUUACAUGAAAA